AUGUACAACAACUGGAUGAAUUUCGUCCGUGUAUGCCGCUAUCUUAUCAAGCCAAGCAUCACAUUUGAUGAAGUAAACAGCGCCCACAACUAUCUGGAAAUGUUUUGCAAAAAGGCUACCAAACUCUACACUCCCACCAUCCUCACCUGCAACAUGCACCCCCACCUCCACCUUCACGAGACCAUUCGUGAUUUUGGACCCAUGUAUGGUUACUGGCUCUUUGGGUUUGAGAGAUACAAUGGCCUGUUGAAGCAUAUAAAGACAAAUGGAAAAGAUAGUUUUGAGGCAACAUAUAUGAGAAGUUUUGUUCAAAACACAUUCAAGGGUGACUAUGCCAAUUCUGUUCUGAAAAGUUCUAGCUACGUCCCCUUUUUCAACAUUCUCUCAAAGCUUUCUCCAAAAUUCACACCUACCACCACAGUCAUUACUCUCUCCUCCCAUCCAUUCCGAUUGCAAUCAUUUUUACUAGCAUUGUCCAACUCACAUCUUCCUCCAAAGGGUAAUGAACCUCUCCCUCCUUCGACUUUUCCUCUUCAGCUAAAAAAAAUCAUCACUGAUGGAUAA
This is a messenger RNA of Phycomyces blakesleeanus NRRL 1555(-), 564 nucleotides long. RefSeq lists its product as hypothetical. The transcript has a single exon. The record is from RefSeq and is a predicted model, not a curated record. The coding region runs from base 1 to 564 and encodes 187 amino acids. Lineage: Eukaryota; Fungi; Mucoromycota; Mucoromycetes; Mucorales; Phycomycetaceae.